This is a messenger RNA of Lolium rigidum, 1335 nucleotides long. Its product is annotated as peroxidase 5-like. The record is from RefSeq and is a predicted model, not a curated record. NCBI's taxonomy places the organism in Eukaryota, Viridiplantae, Streptophyta, Magnoliopsida, Poales, Poaceae. Bases 207 to 1241 code for a protein of 344 amino acids. Gene Ontology annotation, biological process: response to oxidative stress; hydrogen peroxide catabolic process. Gene Ontology annotation, molecular function: peroxidase activity; heme binding. The transcript is spliced from 3 exons.
CGAUUUGUCGUCGUCGGCGACAAGCUCGCGCCACCCACCCUAGCAUCCAUCAAUGGCGGCACUGCUGCUGCUGCUAGCUAGCUAGCGUACAUUUCUGCUACAAGCCUGGGAACUUUCGUUGUUUCUAUAUAAGCCAACAUUGGCGUUUUUGGCUUAGCAGCACCAAGCUACCUAGGCGCCUACCUACUCGAUCGCCUUUCUCCUCCAUGACCACCAUGGGCGGCUCGUCGAUCCUGCCCGCGCCGACCGUGGCGACGACGGCGCUGGUGCUGCUGAUGGUGCUGUUAGCAUCGCCGGCAACGGUGGCGAAAGGUUCUGGGCUGUCCGUCGGGUUCUACAAGAAGCUGUGCCCGAAGGCGGAGAAGGUCGUCCGGCGAACCGUCACCAAGGCCUUUGAGAAGGAGCCCGGCACCCCGGCCGAUCUAAUCCGUCUCUUCUUUCACGACUGCUUCGUUCGCGGGUGUGAUGCAUCGGUGCUGCUGGAAUCCACGCCAGGGAGCAUGGCGGAGAGGGACUCGAAGGCAAACAAUCCCAGCUUGGAUGGUUUCGAGGUCAUUAGCGACGCCAAGGAGACUCUUGAGAAGCUCUGCCCGCAAACCGUGUCUUGCGCAGACAUUCUCGCCCUCGCCGCCCGCGAUGGUGCCUUCCUCGCCAGCGGGCUCGACUACGCCGUGCCCACCGGCCGCCGUGAUGGCCUCGUCUCCAAGGAAGACGAGGUCCUCCCCAGUGUCCCUCAUCCCGACUUCAACCAUUCUCAGCUCGUGGAAAACUUCACGGCAAAAGGCUUUACGGCGGAGGAGAUGGUGACGCUGUCAGGGGCGCACACCAUCGGCACCUCGCACUGCUCGUCGUUCACGGACCGCCUCUACAACUUCUCCCAGGGCGGCGCGCUGACCACGGACCCUGCGCUGCCGACGGCGUACGCCGCGCUCCUGAAGGAGAAGUGCCCGCCGGAGACAGCGGCGCAGAACGACACCACCAUGGUGCAGCUCGACGACGUCACGCCGUUCGUCAUGGACAACCAGUACUACAAGAACCUGCUGGCCGGCAACGUGCCGCUCGGCUCCGACGUGGCACUCAUGGAGAGCCCCGACACGGCGGCGCUCGUCGAGCUCUACGCUCGCGAGCCCGCCGAGUACUGGGCCAAGCGCUUCGUGGCGGCGAUGGUGAAGGUGAGCGAGAUGGAGGUGCUCACCGGGGCCAAGGGGGAGAUCAGGCUCAACUGCUCCAAGGUGAACUAGUAUAUAACCAGUUGCUGCGUUCGUCUCUGUACUAUAUGUUUGGAAAAGAUCACGAUACACGUUCUUCUUUUGUGUUAAUGUUUUUUCUUUCAUU